Sipha flava (yellow sugarcane aphid) is the source of this 2325-nucleotide messenger RNA. RefSeq lists its product as uncharacterized. The transcript has 3 exons. Bases 1097 to 1432 code for a protein of 111 amino acids. NCBI's taxonomy places the organism in Eukaryota, Metazoa, Arthropoda, Insecta, Hemiptera, Aphididae. The record is from RefSeq and is a predicted model, not a curated record.
AUAGAACAUUUGACACAUCCACUCUUAAUUUACAAAUUAUUAAUUUUAAUGUGGGAUAUAUAAUUUAAAAUUUAAUUGAUAGAUAUUUAAGUCCUCUUAGCUGUCUUGCUUAAACUGGCUUCAUAAAAAACACCUUCAUGGUAGUCUUAUUUAUUAGUAGGUAUUUAAUAGGUACACACUUCUUGAAUCCGUAGUGCAUACUUCCAGAUUCGGACUACACACUUUGUAUCGGGGUUCAUUAAAAAAAUGAGGGCUGGCCUAAAUGUGUAAUAAUAUUGUAGUUAUGGUAAUAUGUAGCUAACUAACUCGUCUCUCUCGUUACAAAUAGGUCCACAUCUGUGUAUGUAAUUUAUCUGUUAAAAAUUAUUUUACAACACUAGUAAUUUAUCGAGAAAUGUAAUAUAAUAUUAAAGAUAAUUCUAAUUUUUACUUUACCCAAUAAAAUCGAAUAGUUUUGUAGGUUUUCCAAUAAACAUGAACGUCGAUCAAAUCAAAACCGGCUUUGGAGGGAAAAAAAAUAAUCGGAAAAAUUACUCUGGUUAGAAAUAUUAGGAUUAACUCCAACUCUUAGUCUUUCUCCCCCUACGAUUAUUUCAAUUUAAAACGUAUAAAUUUAUUUUCGGAAAUGGAAAAUAAUAACCAGUUUCAUAGGAAGAACCGACGAAAAUAGAACUGUAUUUGCAGUCGAAGACGAAGAAAAAGAUAGCUACACUGCAGAUAUGGAUUCGCAUCAAAAACUUUUCCGUAAAAUAUUGAUGGGGAGAGCUUAUCAAAUUAUGGCAAGUUAAAUUUCUUAUAAACAUAAGAACCGGGUUUAACCGAUAGACCAUCAUUUAUGUGCAGAUGAUUUCGGAUGUGAUAAAAUACAAACCGUUGGCAAGGUUAGAAAAGGACAACUACCGACCAGUGGACAUGGGAGGUGACGAAGGGACAUCAGUAACGAAACCGGUGAAAAAAAUUAAUAAUAAACUCAUAGCGUGUACAUGUAUACUUAUGUGUGUAGGACAAGCACAACGACGAAACCGUUACUUGUAAUUUACGAAACACGUACGCUAGAAUUGGUCGAUUUUUUGAUACGAUUUCCAAGGAAGCGACUAUGAUACGUGACGACGGCGAAAACGUCUGGUUCGAUGAGAUUGCGAGAAUGACUAGGAUCGAAAGAGAGGCUGUAGAAGCUAAGAGAAGACAAAUAGAAAUUAAAGCUCGCGGCGAACAAGAUGAACGGUUCAAACAGGUCAUGGAAAUCCACCAAGAAAUAAGCAAAUUGGUCAGUGAUCGGCUUACGGACCACGUGAUCGACGAGUACGCGAACGAAGUGGCCGUAACACUGUUGAAGAACGCUAUCGCAGACCAAAACAAUACCCGACGCGAUGACGAACACAUCGAACAAGACCUACAAGAGUUUUUGAUGCACUCAGCGAAUACGACAUGAACGGCAAUCAGUUUUUUCUUAUCAAAUACACUUCGUUACACCGUAAUCAUCCAAUAAACACGUAACAGUUACCAUUUAUGUAAAAAGAUUCUUUCUGUCUAGUAAUUUUUUGUUAAAUUAUAAAUUCAGUAUAUAUUUUGUACUAAAUUAUGAUACCAAAAGAACUCCGUCCUUCUAUCGUUGAUUUGAUCUGAGGGAUGCUAGGGAAAAUCCAGAAUAUGAAAAUCAUAAUUUUGACAAGGUAAUUGUAAUAAAGGGUGGUUACGCAACAAACUUUAAAUUACUUGUACAGCAAACUAUUGCCGGUCCGCUAUCGUCUAUACGAGUAAAUUCCACAAUACUAAGAUAGCAAUGGAUUUGGUAAAAUGUACAAACCCUGAUUUUUGUUCAAAAAGAAAAAUUGAUAUCAUUCUAGGAUCAGAGAUUUUCUUUGAACUGUUUUUUUUUUUAACUCAAAUGGCUUUGCAGAAAACUGUCUUCGGGUGGAUCCUCUCAGGUAUCGUCACGUCAAAUAAUUCUAUCCAACGUCUUCUGGCAAUGAACACUGAAACUGAAUCACUACACUUCAACCAGAUUAAAAGCUUCUGGGAGAUCGAAGAAGUCGUGAAGUAUCUAUAGUAAAAACACUUGCUACCGAAGAGGACUAAUGCAAGACGCAUUUUGCGAAUGCGUGUCAUCGAGAAAAUAAUGGUUGAUUUGUACUAAAACUACUUCAGAAGUGUUCAACUGAGUUUCGCGAAAGAUGGCGGAAAGGCGAUUUUAGGCAAUGAAAAGGAAGCUGAAAUUAAAUCCUGAUUUAUAGGAAAAAUACGCAGAAUUCAUACACGAAAUCAUAGGUUGAGCUAUUAAUAGGUAACGAAACGAAUAGUAAUUAAUAAAUAUUAAAACGCUUA